AUGGACUUUCGUUCAUAUUUGUGGGUGAAACGUGUAAUUCAGGUCGACGACGCACAACUUGCAGCUGACCUGGACAAGGGCGCAGUGGAUGGUUUCGUGCUGCGAGAGGGCGAUGAGCCAGCUGCAAUGGUUCUGUUUUACUUUGCCUAUUCCACGUGGGAAGGACAGUAUAUUCAUAUGGAGGAUCUGUAUGUGCGACCGCCUUUUCGUCGAAAGGGCUACGGAAAAUUGCUGUGGCAAAGGCUUGGACAGUUGGCUAAGGAAAUGAGAGUUAGAAGACUGCAAUGGAACGUACUCGACUGGAAUUCGAGUGCAAUUGCCUUCUACAAGAACCUGCCGUGUGAAGAUCUGACAAGAAAGGAAGGUUGGCUGCUCUAUCGACUGGACGCCAGUGGCAUCAACGAAUUGGCUGAAUUAAAACUAAAUUAA
This is a messenger RNA of Angiostrongylus costaricensis, 429 nucleotides long. The record is from the annotation of a GenBank genome assembly. NCBI's taxonomy places the organism in Eukaryota, Metazoa, Nematoda, Chromadorea, Rhabditida, Metastrongylidae.